Molecule: messenger RNA, 2508 nt
Organism: Propithecus coquereli (Coquerel's sifaka)
Lineage: Eukaryota; Metazoa; Chordata; Mammalia; Primates; Indriidae
Gene: ZC3H12B
Product: zinc finger CCCH-type containing 12B
Exons: 5
Coding region: 1-2508 (835 amino acids)
Cellular component (GO): nucleus; cytoplasmic ribonucleoprotein granule
Molecular function (GO): RNA endonuclease activity; metal ion binding; mRNA binding
Source: RefSeq, a predicted model, not a curated record
AUGACGGCCACAGCUGCGGUGGAGACACCAAAAAUGGAGAAGAGUGCCUCCAAGGAAGAGAGGCAGCAGCCGAAGCAGGAUAGCACAGGGCAGGGCAAUCCUGAUUCUGAAGAGUGGAUGAGCUCUGAGAGUGACCCUGAACAGAUAAUCCUUAAGAGCGGUGACAACAACAACAAAAGGUGCCAACCUGGGGAUGGUCAGUUGAAGAAAAAGGAGAUGCCCACCAAGCCACACCGUCAGCUCUGUCGAUCACCCUGCCUGGAUCGCCCAAGCUUCUCCCAGAGCAGCAUUUUACAGGAUGGUAAGCUCGACUUGGAAAAGGAAUACCAAGCCAAGAUGGAGUUUGCCCUAAAGCUGGGCUAUGCAGAAGAACAGAUUCAAUCCGUGCUCAACAAGCUGGGCCCAGAAUCACUUAUUAAUGAUGUGUUGGCAGAGCUUGUCAGACUUGGUAACAAAGGUGAUUCAGAAGGGCAGUUCAACUUAAGUCUAUUAGUGCCUCGCGGGCCCAGCUCCAAAGAGAUUGCAAGCCCUGAAUUGUCUCUUGAAGAUGAAAUAGACAACAGUGAUAAUCUGAGGCCAGUUGUGAUUGAUGGAAGUAACGUAGCAAUGAGUCAUGGGAAUAAAGAAGAAUUCUCCUGCAGAGGAAUACAACUUGCUGUGGAUUGGUUUCUAGAUAAAGGCCAUAAAGAUAUUACUGUAUUUGUGCCUGCAUGGAGAAAGGAGCAAUCCCGCCCUGAUGCACCAAUUACAGAUCAAGAUAUUCUACGUAAACUGGAGAAGGAAAAGAUUCUUGUCUUCACGCCAUCCCGAAGAGUCCAGGGCAGGAGGGUUGUCUGCUACGAUGAUCGGUUCAUAGUCAAACUGGCUUUUGAUUCUGAUGGCAUCAUUGUGUCCAAUGAUAACUACAGAGACCUUCAAGUCGAAAAGCCAGAAUGGAAGAAGUUUAUUGAGGAGCGGUUGCUGAUGUAUUCUUUUGUGAAUGACAAAUUUAUGCCUCCAGAUGAUCCUUUAGGACGCCAUGGCCCAAGCCUUGAAAAUUUCUUAAGAAAGAGGCCUGUUGUUCCUGAGCAUAAGAAGCAACCAUGUCCUUAUGGCAAAAAAUGCACCUACGGCCACAAGUGCAAAUACUACCAUCCGGAGCGGGCCAACCAACCCCAGCGUUCGGUGGCUGAUGAGCUCCGCAUCAGUGCCAAACUGUCCACAGUGAAAACCAUGAGUGAAGGCACCCUGGCCAAGUGUGGCACAGGGAUGUCUAGUGCCAAAGGUGAGAUAACCUCAGAGGUCAAACGUGUGGCCCCCAAGCGCCAAUCAGAUCCCAGCAUCCGGUCCAUGGCUGUGGAGCCUGAGGAAUGGCUGCCCAUUGCCCGUAAGCCUGAGGCCAGCUCUGUCCCCUCGCUUGUGACCGCCCUAAGUGUCCCCACAAUCCCACCUCCCAAAAGCCAUGCAGUGGGUGCACUCAACACCCGUUCAGCCAGCAGCCCAGUGCCAGGAUCCUCCCAUUUCCCCCACCAGAAGGCCUCACUGGAGCACAUGGCCAGCAUGCAGUACCCUCCCAUCCUGGUUACCAAUAGCCAUGGGACCCCUAUUACCUAUGCUGAGCAAUACCCAAAGUUUGAGUCCAUGGGGGACCAUGGCUACUAUUCAGUGUUAGGUGACUUCUCCAAACUAAACAUCAACAGCAUGCAUAAUCGAGAGUACUACAUGGCUGAAGCAGACCGGGGGGUGUAUGCCCGGAAUCCCAACCUCUGUCCUGAUAGCCGAAUGAGCCAUACCAGGAACGACAACUAUUCCUCUUACAACAACUUGUACUUGGCUGUAGCUGAUGCCCAUCCUGAAGGCAGUUUGAAGCUGCACCGCUCAGCAUCUCAGAACCGUCUUCAGCCUUUUCCUCAUGGUUACCAUGAAGCCUUAACACGAGUGCAGAGCUAUGGCCCAGAGGAUUCUAAGCAAGCCCCCCACAAGCAGUCAGUCCCCCACUUAGUCCCCCAGCACCCAACAACUGGAGCACGUUCCAACUGCCCUGGAGACUACCCCAUGCCUCCCAAUAUCCAUCCUGGGGCAACCCCCCAGCCAGGCCGUGCCCUGGUGAUGACUCGGAUGGAUAGCAUUUCUGACUCCCGCCUCUAUGAGAGCAACCCCAUGAGGCAAAGACGACCUCCUCUGUGCCGGGAACAGCAUGCCAGCUGGGACCCACUGCCUUGUGCAACCGACUCCUAUGGCUACCACUCCUAUCCCUUGAGUAACAGCCUCAUGCAACCAUGUUAUGAGCCAGUCAUGGUACGGAGCGUGCCUGAAAAGAUGGAGCAGCUUUGGAGGAAUCCUUGGGUUGGGAUGUGCAAUGACUCCAGGGAGCAUAUGAUUCCAGAGCACCAGUAUCAGACCUACAAGAACCUCUGCAAUAUUUUCCCUUCUAACAUCGUCCUUGCAGUGAUGGAGAAGAAUCCCCACACAGCAGAUGCCCAGCAACUGGCAGCCUUGAUUGUUGCUAAGCUUAGGGCUGCACGUUGA